This is a messenger RNA of Labrus bergylta (ballan wrasse), 1392 nucleotides long. RefSeq names its product translation machinery associated 16 homolog (gene tma16). Lineage: Eukaryota; Metazoa; Chordata; Actinopteri; Labriformes; Labridae. The record is from RefSeq and is a predicted model, not a curated record. Gene Ontology annotation, cellular component: nucleus.
ACUGGUGGUCUGUCAGAAUAGUUUGAACAAUGUAAGACAUUUUAACGUGGACUCGUUUGUUCCUGACUGUGUUGUCUUCUCUUGUCGAUGUUUUCAUGAAGCCGAGAGCUCAGAAAGGAAAAGCGGCGGAGAAGGUUGUUCACCCGUACAGCAGGAAAGCUGCUUACCUGGCCCGAGAGGAAAUCAGACUGAAGAAGAAAGAUAGACAGAGGAAUGACAAAGCAACACGUCUAAGCAGCAUCGGUGAGAAGCUGUUGUGGUUUCAGGAACAGCUGGAUCCAGAAAAAACAGCUUACACAAGGAAAGAUGCCUGUGACAUCAUUGAAAGGCACCUCCAAAGGUUUGAUUCUGAACUUGAGCAGAUUGAGCUGAUGAACGGGAUCAAAGGUCGACAGGGUCGUCUCCAUGGUGCCAGAGAGGCUGUCAUCAAACAGACCAUCGAGCGAGAGCGUGCCCAAUAUGAGGGCAUAGGAUUUGAGAUCCCAGACAUUAUCAAUGCAAAACAUCUGAAAACAUUCAGGGAAUGGACUGGUGAUUUGAAGAAACUUCCAAAUAUCAAACUGCGAAAGGUUUCUAAAAAAGAUUUGGACACAAAGACUGAAGAGGAGGAGAAACGGGACAACGAAGAGGACGAAGAUGACUUGGAUGAAGAGCAGCUGGACGACAAUGUGCUGAUGUCAGACUGAGGCCGGCAUUGAAACAUAGCUGAACAUCAGACCGGCCUUCAGCAGAGACUUUUCAACAAAACAUUGUGAUGUUGGAUAUAAGCUGCUACUCCAGAACCGUCCUGAAGGACGCACCACACUGUCAGAAACGGAGAGCUAAAGUCUAUUCAGUCAUUUUGAUGCUCAGUAACUUCACACCAGCCUGUGAGGGGGAGGGGGGGUCUACAUUCAUUGUUUAUUGCACAACAAGUUUGCAUUAUAUGUAACCUGAAUCCAUUUGUAUCCAAUCAGAGUUUAAAAAAAGGAGUUUGACAAAGAUGUUUGGGUGCUCUUGAGUUUGGUGGACACGAAGAAGAGAAAAAUUAGUUUUUGUGACAUAAAUUUGACAUUGGUCUAAAAACUUUGAUUACAUGGUGUGUAUAAAUAUCAGGACCCGGCAGACAGGACCACAUAAAGCUGGAAACUGUUCAAAUAUAACCUCAGAAAUAUCUGGGCUACUUAACAUUUGCUAUUUUAAGAAAUAUUCAACAUUUUCCUGUGACAAUACAUAAAUUCAUCUUUUUGAAAACAUAACAUGUUCCAUUUCAGACUGAGCUAAAGAUAAUGUUUAAAUACAUUUUUCUCUAUUAGUCAUUUCUGACUCUUUGGUGUCUGAAGACCUGAUUGUCCAGAUGGAAGGUUAAGGCCUCAGUAUGCUUCAAAUAAAAGUGCUUGUUGGAUUGUCAAA